Molecule: messenger RNA, 2196 nt
Organism: Bombus huntii
Lineage: Eukaryota; Metazoa; Arthropoda; Insecta; Hymenoptera; Apidae
Gene: Ada
Product: adenosine deaminase-like protein
Exons: 7
Coding region: 143-1177 (344 amino acids)
Biological process (GO): inosine biosynthetic process; adenosine catabolic process
Molecular function (GO): adenosine deaminase activity
Source: RefSeq, a predicted model, not a curated record
GUACAUAUGUAGUCACGUAUCGAAUGCAAUCGGUUACUGCAUUAAUUCUUCAGCCUUAAGGAACAGUAGUUUGAAAUAAACGACACAUUAAAAUAGACUGAUAUUUUUUAUAUGUUUAAUAAAAUUUGAUUUAUUUUUUAUAAUGAAUUUAGUAAAUUUCUGCCGAGCUCUUCCAAAAUUGGAACUUCAUGCUCAUUUAAAUGGAUCCCUAAGCGUGGAUACUUUGAAGAAAUUGUAUAAAAUGCAAAAUCCUAAUUCAGAAGACUCUGACAAAAUAUUUACGAGUAUAAAAGAUUUUUCAUCAUUAGGCGAGUGUUUCAAAGUAUUUGACAUAGCACAUUCAUUAGUAGUAACACCAGAAGCAGUUUUUCAUUCUACCUACGAUACAAUUAAAGAAUUCAAAGAUGAUAACGUAAUAUAUUUGGAGCUUAGAAGCACACCACGUGUUAUUCAAGGAAAAAUGACAAAAGAAGAAUGUGUAGAAGCAAUUAUAAAAGCAUUUGAGGUGUGCAAGAUUGAUUUUCCAGGCAUAUUAUUGAAGUUAUUAAUAUCUAUUAAUCGUAAACAAGGAUACAAAGCAGCACAAGAAAACAUAGAAUUAGCAAUAGAUUUUAUUAAGAAAUAUCCCCAAUAUAUUGUUGGACUUGAUCUCAGUGGAGAUCCAAUGACAGGAAAUACAUUUUUAGAAUUAUUGGAAAAAGCUAGAAUGGCUGGACUUAAAAUUGCAAUCCAUUGUGCAGAGAUUUCAAAUGAAACUGAAACAAUAGAUAUCCUUGAAUUUAAACCAGACAGAUUGGGACAUUGCACUUGCAUUCAUCCCACACUACAAGGAUCAAACAAAAUAUUUAAUUUGCUUCUUAAGUCAAAAAUUCCUGUAGAAUUGUGUUUAACUUCGAAUGUUCAAUGUAAAACAGUACCUACUUAUGAAUCUCAUCAAUUUAAAUAUUUGUUUGAAGCUGGACAUCCUAUUUGUCUUGGUACCGACGACAAAGGUGUUUUUCAUACAUCUUUGUCUCACGAAUACGAAAUAGCUAGUUCAACGUUUGGUUUAGAACGAGAACAACUCAUAAAACUUUGUCUAUCAUCUGUACAAUAUGCUUUUGCGACAUUAGAAGAGAAACAAGCAAUAUUGUGUAAGAUCGAAAAAUUUGCUAAAGAAUAUAACGUUACAUAUUGAAAUUGUAAUGAAUUAUCGUCAAUGAGAUCGACAAUUCAUGUCGCUACAUAUAUGUAUAAAAAUUUGGUAGACACAAACAUUCGAUCGAAUUGACAAAGUAUAUACAUGUUGUAUAAAGACAUAACGAGGUCAUAGACUAUUGAAAUAAAAGUAAUAUCGAUUUUAUUCGUUAUAAUAUUUGUAGACUCGUUUACAUGGAUUUACAGAUAAUUAAGCUACUUACAAAGAUUAAAAUAGUUAAUGUCAUCAGCAUUCUGUUUUUUUUAUUUAAAUUGUAUAUAGUAUAUACAACGUAUAUAAUAAUUAUUACAAUGUUAUGCCUACAAAUAUGCUGAUUUUUUUUCGACAUUGAAGAAAAAAAGUAGUAAUACUUACAAACCGGCGUCAGUCUAGUCGGUUCAAUAAACAUUAAUAAUUGUCUUGUAAACUAUGAAAAUCAUCGAGUGCAGCGAAACUGGUAAUGUUAUAUUUAUUUUUUUGUUGCUCAUUUUUGUAUUUGAUGUUUUUAGCAUUUUAGUGUUUCGUGUAAUCAAUUAAAAAGUAAAACGAUGAAUUUACCACAUAAAAAAGAUGGUCAAGAAUCAAAAUGUCGUCAUUAAUUUCAAGAUCGCCGCAGGAAUAUUUUUCUUAUUUGAGAUCAAAUGUUUCGAAUAAAAAUGAAAAAAAGAAAGAAAAAAGGGAUCAGCCUUUUAUCUUCAUGCAAGAGCAACAAGGAUUUCUUUUCUUAACUUUGAUUCAAAUAUUCCUUUUUCUGUCAUUUUUUCUUUUUUUUUUUUUUUUUGUUCUUCUAUUAGAACCGUCACUUGCUAGCACGCCAUAACAAGAUGAUAGUAGUAAAUAUCUGAAUAAUACUAAUAGUAGUAAUUGGAAUAAUAGCUAUAUGGUUGUAAUAUUGACGAUGAUGACAAUGUCGCUCUUAAUAAUAAGAAAUUAUUUCUAUCCUACAUAAUAUACAUUCUAUGUAACAGUCUUUUGGUUAAUAUUCGAUAUAUAAACAAUAAAACAAUUUCAUUUCCUCA